Xyrichtys novacula (pearly razorfish) is the source of this 1826-nucleotide messenger RNA. The record is from the annotation of a GenBank genome assembly. NCBI's taxonomy places the organism in Eukaryota, Metazoa, Chordata, Actinopteri, Labriformes, Labridae.
AUGGGCAGCCUUCCAGUGGUCCUGCUCCUCUGCAGUUUCCAUGGUAAUGCUGCCAAACAGAACACACAAAUCAUCUUGUUUAAUUACGGUUGAGUCGCUGUGUGUUUGUUUUUAUGCUGCGAAACACUCCCCUCAUGUGGUUUCUGUUCCACAGCACUCACAGCUGUCGCCCAAGCCCAGCAGGCUGGUAAUGCUCACACUUUGAGAUCAGUUAUAUGAUGCACUACAUCUGUCAGUCUGUGAGUCACUGAGAUGGGUCAGGGGUGAGAUGUUUUCCUAAUCUGGUUGAGUUUUCUUUCCUUGUUUCCAGAUGCCAGUAAGACACCUGCAGCCACCUUACCACCAAGUGAGUGACAGCAGACUGCAGAUGACCUUUGACCUGCAACCUUAGAGGCCACAUGAACCUCUGACACAAUAUCUCUUUGUGCUUCAUCUUGUGAUCCAUAAAUUUCAGGAGGUCAUUCAUUCUCUGUGUUUGCAGGCUGCAGAGAGGAGAUGUAUCCUUGCACCAGGAUGUACUCUGUUCACCGGCCUAUCAAGAGAUGUAUUGGUGGUAUUUGUAUCUACAGGUAAUUUAAAACUAUUGUAUCAACAUCAGAAGUGAAGUGAGUACUUUUACAAAAAUACUUCUGACAAGUAAAAAUCCUUUCUUUGUGGUUUGACUGAAAACAAGUUUUGGGUUAAAAUGCUGGAUGCCAGCUCUAAAGGUGGGCAACAUUUCAAACAGUGAGGUAAUCUUGUGCUGGGGUUAUACUGGGAUGAGAUCAGAGGAUGCUCUGAACAGCCUGUUCAAGUUUCAAGACAAUUACAUGAGAGGGAUGCUAGACUGUCUGGAAUAGUGAAAUCACCAAUUGGAGUUAGAUGCUCGUUUUCUUUUUAUUAAAUCUUUUAAAAAUAUUUUUUUGAGUCAGAAUUGGGGUCCAAAAUAUAUUUCACAAUUUCGCAUUUUAAAUAGAAAAACACCAGUUGGCCAAUUUGGGGCAUGGCAACAGUGGAUGAGGUUUCCACUGUGCUGGGAUUUGGGGAGUUUGGGCAGUGGGGCAUUCAAAUUUCAGAUGACGCUGGUGCCUGGACACAGUGUACAAUGACAUUUGUGUCGAUAUACACUAAAACAACAUUGGACCUGAUGAAUAAUAUGUAUCUCCAGGCUUCAGGUGUUGGCAUUGUCUACUAUGAUGGGUGUGUUUCCUAUAACUUAUGAGUCGUAGAUUUAUGGUCAUCAUUUGGACACACACAAAGCUACAAGUGUUUGUGUUGCUUACAGUCCAGUUCUAGCACAGAGGGUGUAUUUGUUGUGUUGGUGGAAUCAAUGAAAGAUUAAAUUAAAAAAUCUUAUUUGUUUUGUUAAUCUAAUAUAUGCCCUCAGCAGAACUAUUGUGUUAAAGCAGUAUAACACAAGAGGUAGUGCUGUUAUACCAACUAUCAGCAUGACUAUGACUACACCCUGAUUAUACAAAACCUGCAAACACUUGUCUGUGACUAAAUCUGGUGAUGUUUUCUUAUUGAACAACUGCUCUCUGUAAAUGUCCCAUUGUUUGUGAUGCUCAUGUUAUCUUCUGUUUUCACACUACAGCCUUCCUCGCGUCUAUGUGAUUAACAAUGAGAUCUGUGUGAGGACAGUUUGUGCACAUGAUGAGUAUCUGAAAGGUGAGGCAUUCAAGUAAUAAGUAUAACAUGUGGUACGCACUGUGCUUCAACAUUUGCAUUUGUUGCACCCUACAGCUGAACUGUGCAGAGAGUUGUCCGGGUGGCCCAGGCGCGUUGAGAGGUCAACUUAUAAGAAACGCUGUCGCAAUCGUCGUGGCAACCCCAAAAACUGGGCCUAA